UCAUAUUUCCUCAUUGGAAAUAUUCACACCUUUGUCUUUUCACACCUUUCUAAUUAAUGAUUGCAGCUAAAAUUAACAGAUUUUAGUAUGUAUUUUAAAUGGCACAGUACUGUAACUAAUUUGUAGGAUAUCUCCUUUACGUAAGACUUGGGCCACCUUAGGUGUACCAGUUAUUUGCUUAACAGGGUUUAAUUCAUGCAAGUCAAUGUUCUUCUGUUUGUCCCCAUUAAUAAAUUCAUUAGAAGGAAGUUAGACCCCCGCUGUGAGCAAACUUUCUUCAUUCAGCCUGUUACAAUGGAAAAAUUUCACAUUUAGUCCAGAAAAAAUGAUAAACAAACCAAUCCUCUCCAGGUGUUUAAAUCCUUGCUUGUCCUCCCAAUACAAGACUAGUGGUUUUCCUUUAAAAUAGGGUAUGUACACAGGACAACAGCUUCCAGUUUCACAUAAAUUGUGUACUGUAGGAUAAUUGCUAACACAGCAUUGCUAGUCUUGUUUCACACCUUGUUAGCACUGCAAUUAGAUUUCUUUACAUUUACUGAUUGCUGUUUUGCAUACUUGACUUAAUUCUAUCUUGUUUUAGAGCUUAAGGGGCAGCUGUCUUGUAGCAUUGUUAUAAAUUGUGGCACUGGGCACACAGUGGACCAUUCAGCCACAAGGAAUCUGAGAGAGUUUCAACCUGGAGAAAUGGUCCACACAAAGAUGCUGGGUUUUCUAUGCAUCAUUAUUUUUUUCCAAGCAUGCACUUCAAGGCCUACUGAAAACACAGAGGACAUUGCUGUGCCUGCCGAAAACCCUGAGCAAGUAAGAUCUGAGGCCCUCAAAAGGCUUUUAGAAGUUUUUGGCAUUGAUGGCCCGCCGCAUUCUCUGCAUCAUGCCAAACAGCCACCCCAAUACAUGAUUGACCUAUAUAACACUGUAGCUGAUGCAAAUGGGGUCACCAAGGACCCAGAUCUUUUGGAGGGGAACACAGUUAGAAGUUUCUUUGACAAAGUUCACAGUGACCAGAUGUAUUUUCUGUUCAACCUUUCAACUGUGACUAAGAGCGAGAAGAUACUAACAGCUGAGCUGCACCUUUUCAAACUGAAACCCAGACCUACAGAGCACGCUUACUUCACAAGACAUCACUACUGCCAGAUAAGUGUGUAUUUAGUUAUGGACAAACAUAAAAUGCAGUUGCCACAAGGAAGAAAGCUGCUGUCUUCAAAACUUGUCCCUAUCCAUUCUUCAGGCUGGGAAGUGUUCUCCAUUACUCAAGCGGUCCGUGCUUGGAACGAUGAAAGCCACAAUCAUGGCAUUCUUGUAACGGUGAGAAAUCUAGCAGGAGGGCACGCUGACACCAAUAUUAUCAGAUUUGCCUCUGGAAAAGACCAUCAUGAAAGCAAACACCCCAUGCUUGUUCUCUUCACUGAUGAUGGUAGAAGGGGAGUUGUGUCACUGGGAAACCAGCCAGGUGGCCAUCAGUUGGCAAUACCCAAUGAGCCUAAUGCACCAGCCCCAAACAGGACCAGGAUGACAAGAGCAUUGCAGGAGGAUGGACACCUGCCCUGCCAGAGACAUCCCCUUUAUGUAGACUUCGAGGAGAUUGGCUGGUCUGGAUGGAUCAUCUCCCCAAGAGGAUAUAAUGCUUAUCACUGUAAAGGGUCAUGUCCUUUCCCCCUGGGACAAAACAUGAGACCCACCAACCAUGCUACAGUGCAAUCUAUAAUUAAUGCUCUCAAACUCACACAAGGUGUUUACAGUCCAUGCUGUGUCCCUGACAAACUUUUCUCUAUAAACUUGCUUUAUUUUGAUGAUGAUGAAAAUGUUGUUUUGAAGCAGUACGAUGAUAUGGUUGCGGGUACUUGCGGAUGCCACUGAAGAUAAUAAGAUAAUUACUUGGAAAUCAGUGGAGCACAGAUACCGCUACAAGAAGUAAAAGCCCUAUGAAAAUGCAGGAAUAUCUGUGUAUGUUCUGCAUGUUCAAUUCAAUGAACAUUUGUUUAGAAGCACUAGUGGAUCAUGGUAACAAAUCUGUAAUGGGUACUGUAAUUAAUUUUGGGGUCUAUGUACCAAGCCUUGGA
Molecule: messenger RNA, 2060 nt
Organism: Pseudophryne corroboree (corroboree frog)
Lineage: Eukaryota; Metazoa; Chordata; Amphibia; Anura; Myobatrachidae
Product: bone morphogenetic protein 2-like
Exons: 5
Coding region: 685-1857 (390 amino acids)
Cellular component (GO): extracellular region
Molecular function (GO): cytokine activity; growth factor activity
Source: RefSeq, a predicted model, not a curated record